Molecule: messenger RNA, 333 nt
Organism: Acaulospora morrowiae
Lineage: Eukaryota; Fungi; Glomeromycota; Glomeromycetes; Diversisporales; Acaulosporaceae
Source: the annotation of a GenBank genome assembly
AUGUCUGAAGUUAACCCAAACAUUUCAAAACCAAUUAUUCCAAGUGAAGAUAAAACUUCACACCUCCAAAUCGUUGAACCUGAAGCUGGGGAUAGAGGUGUUAAAGAACAAAAUAUUGUGAAAACGGAAGAUAAUUUUGAAUUCAAUAGAUUUCAAGAUGAUUUGGAAUUAGCAGAAUUUGAGACACGCAGCAUAGAUGAGAAUCGUGCACCAUGGAAGCCUCAAGGCCCUUGGUAUCAUGAUGUCACGAAGAGAAGAUGGUUCGCUUUCGCUGUCAUUGGAAGUUUAUUAGUCAUCGUCAUUAUUGUUGGUAAUGUAUUUGAUAUAAAUUGA